AUGGAAUUUACCAGAGACUGCAGUGACCUUUUUAAUGCUGUUGUAAAUGGUUCUACAGACGAUGUUUUAAAGGUUAUUCAACGUGGGACGGGUGUAAACGUUUUAAAUGGCCUGAACCAAUCUCCCCUUAUUGUAUUUAUCAUAUGGAGUAGAGGAAAAAGCGAGAAGAACCUAGACAUUGUCUCUUUAUUGAUUGAGAAAGGGACAGAGUUAAAUGUUGUCGAUAUGAAAGGAAAGACAGCUUUGAUGUACGCCAUUGAACAAUGUAAAACAAGUGAAGCGAAGUUUUUAAUAAGAAAUGGCUGCGAUGUGGACAUAGAGAACACAAAGAAACAAACGGCACUUCAUUUAGCAAUCCAGCAUGACCUCACAGAAUUAGUUUUACCUUUGAUAGAAAGUAGCAGUGACAUAGAUAUUCAAGAUGAUAGUGGCCAAACACCACUGUUUACAUCAGUUAAUAAAAUGGAUUUAGAGACAGUGAAGUUACUUGUCAAGUUUGGAGCUGAUGUAAACCUGCUGGACAAAUCAGGUAUAUCGCCAUUACUUAAAGCCAUACAGUUGAAAUUAAACUCAAUAGCCAGUUUUCUCAUUACUAGUGGUGCUAAUAUAGAUUGUUGUCGUGAUGAAGAUCUACCACCACUUGCUUAUUCUAUUCAAGAAAAUAUGACCACGGUAUCUGAGGAGUUGAUCAACAAAGGAUGUAAUAUACAUUUUAAAAACACCCUUAACCAAACUGCCCUACAUUUAGCGGUUAAAUUUAAAUGUAUAAACACGACAAGACUUUUAUUAGAAAAAGGCAAAAGAUGGACCGAUGGUAUAUUUUUGCUGAUUGAAAGAGGAGUAGAUUUAGACAUAGCUGACUACAAAGGAGAAACCCCUUUAAUGAGAGCAAUUGAAAGAGAUCUUUUGGAUGUAGCUGAAUUAAUGAUAAAAAAAGGGUGUAAUCUGAACAGUCAGGAUUGGGAGUGUAAUCCUCCAUAUAUCCAUAGGGGCUAUCGUUAUUCAAAUGUGAGCAAACAAACAUCAAUUCAUCAUGCUGUUGAUCGAAAAGACGUUAAAUUUCUGAUACCUCUGGUGAAGGGUGGUGCCAACUUAAAUAUACAAAAUUCCGAGGGAGAGACGCCACUUCUUGUAUCCAUUCGAAGAGGUAAUAUAGAUAGCUCGGUAAUGCUAAUUGAAAACGGGGCUGAUAUCAACCUCUCAAACUCAGACAAGACAACACCUUUAAUGACGGCAAUUCAUUAUGACAGAAUUGAUGUUGCUAUUUUACUGAUAAAGAAGGGAUGUGAGCUAGACACCCAAGAUAAUGAUAAAGAAACUGCUCUUCAUUUAGCUGUUCGGAAUGAAUGCAUAACAUUGCUUGUUCGAAGCGGUGCAGAUAUAAAUAUUCGUUACAAAGACGGAAAAACUCCUCUAAUGAAGAUCAUUAUGAAUGGGAGGUGCGGAAUUGCCGAAUACAUUGUCGAACUCUUUUUGCAGAGAGGUUGUAACAUCAAUGUGGUUGAUAAUGAAAACAAAACAGCUUUACAUGUCGCCCUUGAAACAAAGAAGUACAAUGUGGUUCAACUUUUAUUGCAACAUGGUGCAGAUCCUAACAUUGGUAAACAAAUUUUACAGGAAAAUAUGAGUUUGCAACUACGUAGAUAUGGUAGAGGUUAUAAACAGUCAGUAAUACAUAUAAUAAAACGUGGAUAUAGAUCCGAUUUAUUCCCACAACAUGACAGCUAUCCUGGAUUAUUAUGUCACAUUCUGAUGAAGGCUGAUUCAAGGUUUUACCAGGAGCACACGUCUCUUCUAGAACUAUUAUUUCUUUCUGGUUCUUGCACACAAUCUCGGUUAUUUAUGUUACUAAAAGAUCCUCUAUAUUUCUCCCAAUUUGAAAAGAAUCCUGAAAUAUUGCACUGGAUAGAAUCUAAGAGUUGCAGUCCGAUGUCGUUGACGAAUAUUACGAGGAUUGCAAUUUUAGCUCACAUACAACCGAAUAAAACAAAAAACAUUGAAGAAACAGAACUUCCAAUGACCUUACGUGACUUCCUACAGUUAAAUGAUAUCAUCGACAAUGAUCCCGUUACUGAGGCUACAAGAACCUUUAUGGAAGAUUAUGAUGACUAUGAUGACCCUGAUGACUAUGAUUACUAUGGUAGCGAUGAUGAUGCUUAUGAUGAUAAUGAAGUUGUUUCGCUCCCUGCCCUUUAUCAUCACAUGUUAAUGCAAAGAUUAUUCCCAGGAUUCUUAUUUUAG
Molecule: messenger RNA, 2241 nt
Organism: Lottia gigantea (owl limpet)
Lineage: Eukaryota; Metazoa; Mollusca; Gastropoda; Lottiidae
Exons: 3
Coding region: 1-2241 (746 amino acids)
Molecular function (GO): protein binding
Source: RefSeq, a predicted model, not a curated record